GAAAGAGAGCUGCGAAAGUGAGUUACGCGGGUGGACACGUACAGGUACAGGGUCGGCCGGUAUGUGCACGCGGUCUCGUCGGUGCGGGAUAGCGGUCAUCUUGGCGAUCAUCCUUUUCUCGCGGAUCCGCUGCUGUCAGAGCGGUGCACUGGACGUAACCCCGUGUAACGUUAUCGCCGAUGGACGGGAGUUGCUGUGCCGUGGCGCCAAUCUACUCUCCAUUGAAUUCAUCUCCGAUAUUCAUCUGUCAUCAAAGGCUAUUGUUCCUGUUAAUGUUACAAAGAUUGAUUUGACCAACAAUAAUAUAACGGACAUUCCAAUACGUGCUUUCCAUCGAUUUCCCAAUCUCGAAAUUUUAUUUCUUCGACGUAAUCAUCUACGUGCCAUUCAUGCCGACGCGUUUUUACACUUAGCAAACCUUCGUAUAUUGGAACUCGAUGAAAAUUAUUUAACGAAGAUACCUUCUGCUGCUGUAAAUCUACCUAGCCUCGAAGAAUUGUCUAUAUCAAAUAACAAAAUAAAACAACUUACGAGAGAUGCAUUAUGCUAUGCUAGUAAUUUAGUAUCGCUCGACUUACGCGGAAAUCCUAUUAAAGAGAUACAUAACGAAACCUUCCAGAAUCUUGGCAAACUCCGUAAGUUAAUAUUGUCAAAUGUGAAGGAAUUACAACUUUUUCCCAAUCUAAAUGGGGCAGCAUCUUUAGAAGUAUUAAGAUUGGAUCGUUCCCAAUUAAAGGAAAUUCCCCCUAAUCUUUGUCGGCAAUGUCCGAAACUCAAAAGUCUCGAUAUAAAAUCUAAUUUUUUGACGGAGAUACCAAAUUUACGAAACUGUAAUGAACUUCGCGUUUUGGAUUUAGCUAGUAAUAUGAUUUCUACAUUACCCGACGACGCAUUUAAAGGUUUAAAUAUGCUGUACGAUCUUCUCUUGUCCAACAAUAACUUACAAAGUAUUUCUAGUGAUGCAUUUAUCGGAUUAUCUAGACUUCAAGUUUUAGACUUGGAACAUAAUUAUAUUGAAUAUAUACAUCCUGAUGCAUUCAGAGAAACGAAACGAUUGCAGGACUUAAAUUUAGGAAUUACACUACCGAUAAGAGGUCUUGCGGGGUUAUUGCAUCUUAAGACGUUUAAUAAUCCUGCAUUGCGAGAAUUUCCAUCUCCUGAAAGAUUUCCACGAGUACAAACAAUGUUGCUGUCAUAUGCUUAUCAUUGUUGCUCAUUUCUCUCGCUCGACAUGGAAGAAUCUGUUACAAAAUCACCGGUACAGGAAUCGAUUUUGUUUCCCACUGAUGAUUUCGAUACUAGUUUAUGGAAUUCAACAUUUAGCGAUAUCUGGCCACAGUUGGAUAACUUGACCGACAAAUUCGGAUCGCAGAUAAAUGAAUUUUGGGCUAACUUUGGUUCAGAUUUUACCUACCCCGGAAAUCUGCCUUCCUACGUAGAGGAUUAUUUCGAGAAUCUAAACAGUCGAACAACACCAACGAGUCGGACUAUAUCCUCUCGUAUCCAAUGCUUGCCACAACCUGGUCCUUUUCUACCGUGCCAAGAUUUAUUCGACUGGUGGACUUUACGAUGCGGCGUAUGGAUAGUCUUCCUCCUUGCCAUGCUCGGGAAUGGCACUGUAGUGUUUGUCUUGAUAUUCUCGAGAAGCAAGAUGGAUGUGCCACGAUUUUUAGUCUGCAAUUUAGCCGCUGCCGAUUUUUUUAUGGGUGUUUAUCUAGGUUUAUUGGCUGUUGUUGAUGCAUCGACCUUAGGAGAAUUUCGAAUGUACGCGAUACCAUGGCAAAUGUCGGCUGGAUGUCAGCUGGCUGGCUUCUUGGGAGUCCUUAGCUCUGAACUGAGCGUAUAUACUCUUGCUGUGAUUACUUUGGAAAGAAAUUACGCGAUAACGCACGCGAUGCAUCUGAAUAAGCGACUUUCCUUGAAGCACGCAAGCUAUAUUAUGACGAUAGGUUGGUGCUUUGCUCUGUCUAUGGCGAGCCUGCCGCUAUUGGGAGUUUCGGAUUAUAGAAAAUUCGCUAUUUGCUUGCCAUUCGAAACUAAUGGCAGCGCGGCACUCGCAUACGUCGUAUUUCUCAUGCUGAUUAACGGAGUAGCUUUCCUGAUAUUAAUGGGGUGUUACUUGAAGAUGUACUGCGCGAUACGAGGCUCCCAGGCGUGGAAUUCGAACGAUUCUCGCAUAGCGAAGAGAAUGGCGCUGCUCGUAUUUACAGAUUUUCUCUGCUGGUCACCGAUAGCCUUCUUUUCUCUCACAGCAACCUUCGGAUUGCAGUUAGUGUCUCUGGAACAAGCGAAAGUUUUCGCGGUAUUCGUGCUACCGCUUAACUCUUGUUGCAAUCCUUUCCUAUAUGCGAUCCUUACAAAACAAUUUAAGAAGGAUUGCGUGCUGAUAUGCAAAGCAAUCGAGGAGUCACGUGUGACCCGAGGUAUCGGCAGGUGCCGACACAGUUCGAAUUUUAGCAAUCGGCAGACACCCGCCAAUACAAACAGCCUCGUCGAUCGGUCGUCACGAGAGAAUCAGGGACUUCAAACACCGUGCACUUGCAAUUCGAGAUUCCUGGAAACUGGAAGCCGUUGCUCAUCUUACCGUUGGUGGAGCGCCGGAAUAUUCUGGCCAUGUACACGCGACUCUCGGCCACGGCAUACGCAUAACGAUCAAUACGCCUAUCAGAUCGCCCAGAUUCAACAGAAGCAGCAUAAACGAGCAUCUUCGGUGUCAUCCAGCGAAAAUUUCUCUUCGUCCAGAUCGGAUUCUUGGCGACAAACGCAUCAUUGCGGCAUUCCGCUUAGAUUGCUAGAUCCAAAACGAAGGACUUCCUCUUGGUUGAUCACUAGGAAACCGUCGCAGGAUUCGAAUUUAAGCUCCUCGCGUAACGACUCUUCUGGUUCCGCGACUACUGCCAGCACCAGUACCUGGCGCAUCUCGAGAUCUAGUGCCUCUCUAGAAAUUAACGCGCGUAAUACGCCGAGACCGAUUAGACCGAAACCGCGACUAACUCGUCAACUCGCUAUCCAGGAGCCGGAACCUCCAGGAUCUCCGGGAAGACUGGCUGUUAGAUUACUCGCCACGAUACCUUCCGCGGCUGAGACCAGCGAUCAACAGGAUGACGAGAAUACACCGACAAAUUAAAUAUUUCUAUCUCUAACUAUAUAUAUUUUUGUGUAUUAUACAUACGUAAUAUG
Messenger RNA from Mycetomoellerius zeteki, 3180 nucleotides. RefSeq names its product G-protein coupled receptor rickets (gene rk). Gene Ontology annotation, molecular function: protein-hormone receptor activity; protein binding; G protein-coupled peptide receptor activity. The record is from RefSeq and is a predicted model, not a curated record. Gene Ontology annotation, biological process: adenylate cyclase-activating G protein-coupled receptor signaling pathway; hormone-mediated signaling pathway; activation of adenylate cyclase activity. NCBI's taxonomy places the organism in Eukaryota, Metazoa, Arthropoda, Insecta, Hymenoptera, Formicidae. Gene Ontology annotation, cellular component: plasma membrane.